Molecule: messenger RNA, 1207 nt
Organism: Condylura cristata (star-nosed mole)
Lineage: Eukaryota; Metazoa; Chordata; Mammalia; Eulipotyphla; Talpidae
Gene: NMB
Product: neuromedin B
Exons: 3
Coding region: 570-962 (130 amino acids)
Biological process (GO): neuropeptide signaling pathway; positive regulation of hormone secretion
Cellular component (GO): neuron projection
Molecular function (GO): neuropeptide hormone activity; neuromedin B receptor binding
Source: RefSeq, a predicted model, not a curated record
AGUGCCGGCCUCGAGGCCCCCUUCCAGGGCCUCAGGGGCUGAGCCAGGCGAUGGGGUCCGCCCCCACUCCGGGGUGGGCUCCUCAAGGGCCCCAGACCUCUGGGCCUGACCCGCCGCGCCUGUGGCUUCUGCCCUGGGCCCUGGUGCCGCUCUCUGGUGGCUCAAAAGUUCUUUCCAAGAACUUCUGGGUGGCUGGGGGUGGGGAGCAGGCCGGCCGAGGGGGGCUGCGCCUCCCUGCCCAGAGGCCAGGGUGAGGGGUUGGGGGCGCUUCCUAGCCCAUCACCCGCCCCGGCCACCAGCCCAGAGCAGAGAGGGGGGCAUGGAGGCGCCCUUGCCCCUUAGCCUUGGGGAGGGAGAGGAGGGACCCACAGGCUGUCCGGCCCGGUUCGUGGGGGAGGGGGACUCCAGGCGCGAGGGUCCCUGGGCGGCGGGCGGGCUCCGGGGAGGCCCCGCCCCCGGGCGUGGCUUAAAAGCCGGGAGCUGCCCGGAGACCCAGCUGCUGCCAGAGCGGAGCGGGAGCCCGGAGCGGGAGCCCGCAGCCCAGACGCCAGGGGACGCGGACGGGGCGGAUGCCUGGGCGCCUGGGCGCUGCAGGCAUGACCCGGGGGGCGGGGCGCGCCCCGCUGCUGGGCCGCCUCCUGCUCCUCACUCUGCUGGCCUCCGGCGCUGCCUCCCCUGCCUGGGAUCUCCAGGAGCCCCGCAGCGCAGCCGGCAGGACCCGCGUGCACUCUCGGGGCAGCCUCUGGGCCACCGGUCACUUCAUGGGCAAGAAGAGUCUGGAGCGUCCCAACCUGCUCCCACUGGGGGCCGAGCCCCAGCCCGCUCUGAGGGGCCAGCAGCUGCAGCUGAGUCGGGAUCUGCUCAGGAUCCUCCUGCUGAAGGAAGCGCUGGGCAGGAGCCCCGGCCGCCCAGCACCUCAUCCCCCGUACAGGAGGCUGCUGGUGCACCUGCUGCAGAAGUGACGCGCCCCGCCGGGAAGACUCGGCGUCCCGCUUGACCUGUCCACGGGGUGGAGCUGCACCUCGGCGUGGCCCGACUGGAUGUGAACCCUGGCUCAGAUGUGUCCCCGACCCUGCGGGGCCCCCAGCAGUGUAGCACGAGGCGCAGCUCUCGGUCCCUGCUGCCCCACUGAGGCUGUGAAUAAAGCCGGCUCCUUUGCACAGACUGCCUGCCGGGUCUCCUUUCCGCCAGUUUCGGGCCGGAGGGG